UGCGAAGGCGACCACGGAGCCACGGACCGCGAAGGUUCCGUCGGCGGGUUAUAAUAUCGAUAAAACUACGGCGACAGCGCUAACGCCAUUCCGUGUCCAAGAACACAGUGGAAGCAUGUGGAAGCUUCUAGAACAUUCCGAGUUCGGCAACUGUACGCAGGCUGCAACUUUUUUUUCUUCUCUUUGUUCCUUUGUUUUUUUACCAUCCCCACUCGCGCCGAUCGCGGUGAUAACAGCGGUGCGGCGGCUAGCGAGCCGGUGACGUAGUUCGUCAUUAGACCAAUGAGAGAAGAAAAGAAAUGGCCCGAACGUAUCAACGCAUGCGCCGAAGAGCUUAGGAUCGCAGUCGUCGCGGGCAUUUAGCGAGCAUCCGGAGGCUCGGGCCGCCAUUUUGCUUUUUCUGUCCACUUCGACGUGCCUCGUCUGGGCUGCCUUCUGCGCCUCACCGUACCUCGAGUCCCUGCUGGUCGUAAUUACGCGCUGACAGUGGCAGCGCUUCUCGAAGUUGCACGCUGCGCACGUUCCCGCCUUCGGCCGACUCUGGAAGCACUGGCUUCAUGCCCCGGGCCUGCAAGACGUGAGGCACGCCUCGAGAGACUUGUAGCCUGACCCACCUGCUGUCUCGGCAAUUCCUGGCCCGGCUUUCGAGCUCCCGGUGUGUAAGUGACCGCCAGCCGGCAUAACUACGUCGCUAUACGCCGACGACACUCCGGUCGAGCCGGCGCAGCGUAUAUAAGCCGCAAGUCUUUCCUGCCGAGUACUCGUUCUUUUGUUUGUGCGCGUUUCCACCCCCCGACGGCGCCGGGACUAUUGAACUGUGGAUGAACUCUGAGCGUGGCCACUAACCCCAGGACCUGCGCGGCAACCCCUCGUCACGGCGAGCGUCGUCUCUACGAGCUUCGCAUCGAGCGUCCUAAACGCUCAAAAGGCCUGUGUGUGUGCACUCUGUGCAUUUUUUUCUAGAUGGUCUAGCUGGCGAGGGUGGCGCAUGCCUUAGAGAAGUUAACUCUUUGUUCAGUUGCACUAGCUAGCGCUCACUAGGGUUGUAUAGCUACACCACAAAAUUGCGUAAAGUUAGUGUUGCUUAGCUGUAAGCCCGAGGUUUCGUGGGCAUGGCUUGCGGCCACACGGGUCUUCUCCGUGCCGGAAUCGAAGAGGACGGGCCACGUGUUGCGGGGUGGCGUUGUAUAGCUUCAGGUUUUAGCUGGCACAGAGGGUUAGCUUACGCUGCGCAGGCAACAGCUGAUAGCCGUCCUCUUACGACUGCGUCAGGGACAUGGACCCAUCCGAACGGCCUUGCGACCCGACCCCACUAUUUCGUGACGUAGAUAGCCCGCGCGCGUGAGUGCGCGUGCUAUCGAGCAAAAUGUGGGAAUGACGGAAGCAAACGGCAUUCGGACAUUACCUCGCCAGCUAUCAGGCACUAACCCGCUCUACGCAGCACCUCGACGCCGGACGUCGCCUGCUGUUCUCGUCGGAGCUGGGCCGGGCAGCAGCUACAAGCAUCACUCGCACCGCGCCCGGUCUACCGUGUUCCCUCGUCGGAGCGGCCUUGUGGCUCUGCACCGGGAUCCCGAGGUCCGCUUUCGAGAUUGCGGACCACGAGUCGGAAGGAUAUCCAGCGUGCUGCUCCACGUUUGCCAUCCUCCCAACGUCCCCCACCGGAGAUGGCCUUGAGCACCCCUUACCGUGGCUGACCGCGUUGGCUCCUUUGCAUUUCCACGUCCAUGGCGUCCUUCUGCUACGGGGAACUUCGUUUGCUACUACUGCCCACGUGUAAGAUGGAUAUCCAGCGUGCUGCUCCACGUUUGCCAUCCUCCUAUCGCCCCCCUCAGGAGAUGGCCUAGAGCACCGCUCGUACCCUGACCGACCGUUCCACUUCGCCGGUGCGGUCUCGCCGGCAGACGAGAGUGCUCGUCACCCUGCUUUGCUACGGGAUCCCGACGUCUGCGUUCGAUUGAAGCCCAUAAGUUUUCCAGUGGGCUGCUCCCCGUUUGUCAUCCUCCCAACGUCCCCUUCGGGAGAUGGCUUAGAGAAUCACUCGUACUCAGACCCACCGUGCUUGUUAAAUUACAUUCCCACACCCAUGGCGUCCUGCUGGCAGUCGGAACCUUGCUCCUCGCCCGCCACUACUGAUGACAGUUUUGGAUGGCUGUGAGCGAGGAGAACGUCCGAGGCAGUUUUGCCAAAAGAUCAGAUGCUUCUGAGCAACCUUCCUUCUACGGCUGUGGCCGUUCGCACAUCGGCCGGCAACUGGACAUCCAAGUCUGAGUGUGGCCACUAACCCCAGGACCUGCGCAGCAACCCCUCGUCACAGCGAGCGUCGUCUCUGCGAGCUUCGCAUCGAGCGCCCUAAACGCUCAUCAGGUGGUCUUUGUGCAUAUUGUAGAUGGCCUAGCUGGCGAGGGUGGCGCACGCCAUAGGGAAGUUAACUGUUUUGUAGUUUUGUAAUGUAUAACUACAUUACAAAAUUGCUUAGCUAUAAGCCCGAGGUUUCGUGGGCCUGGCUUGCGGCCACAUGGGUCUUCUCCGUGCCGGAAUCGAAGAGGACGGGCCACGUAUUGCGGGGUGGCGGCGUAUAGCUUCAGGUUUUAACGGCUUAGCUCAUACUGCGCAGGCUACAGCUGAUAGCCGUCCUCUACGAGUGCGUCAGGGACAUGGACCCUUCCGAAUGGCCUUGCGACCCGACCCCACCAUUUCGUGACAAGGUAGCCCGGGCGCGUCAGUGCUAUCGAGCGAAAUGUGGAAUCAAGGAAGCAAACGCCAUUCGGAAAUUGCCUCGCCAGCUAUUAGCUAUUGCGGCGACCUUACGUCGCCAACGGUCUGGAGCAGAGCCCGGCCGUGCAGCAGCUAUGGUGAGUGGUCCAUUUCUUUGCGGUUCCCGCUGUUCUUUUCUGGUUGUUUACUUUCCUCCUUGCGUCGCAGAUGAUGACCUUGAUCACCGCUCGUGCCGUCACCGACCAUCUUAACUCUUUUGCAUUCCCUCGGUGGGGAAGUGUUCCUGGUGGACUGGACUUCGUUCCUCGUCCGGCACUACUCCAGGUUCCUACGGUCUGCUUCAGAAGUGCGCCAACUGUAGCGGCCCUUACGCAGCCUCGUCGAAAGACUGUCCCCGCAUCAAGAGGGAGCGCGCGGUUCUGAAGCAAAUGGCCAGAGACAAUACGGCUCACAGGGAGGCAGCCGAAGUAGUCCGACGUCGACGUCGACACCAUCGUACGUCUUCAAACAAGGCGCAUGCGCGAAGCGAUAUUACCCGCUCCACUACGGUACCACUUAGUCGCGCCGCGAAAGGGCCCAACACUUCCACGAGGGAAUCAGAUAAGACUCUUCAAUUCUUUAGAUGAAUGGCCUACGCUACCGAGCCGCUCCCCUGCUAAGGAACCUCAGAAGGCCGCGGCCCCACCGGAGCGUUCUCUGGCCAUUGAUGAGUCACCUAAGACAGAUCGUCAAGUCAUCUCGGUGCUACGUUCCCUCAUGGAGGCCAUCCGAAUGAUUUUAGUGGACAUGGGGACACCGUCUGCUCGAAGCGCAAUUAAAGUGCUGGACGCCUUAAGCCCAGUGCUUGAUCCCUCAACUAGAAAGAUGGCUACCCAUACCCCAUCCUUCCGAAAAGAAACCAAGGCAGCGUCCAUCAUCUAGUGGAACGCCAGAGGGCUGAAAUCACGAAUUUCAGAUUUCCUUCAGUAUGUGUACACCAAUGUUUCUACUCAUCGUCAUUUGUGAGCCCAACUUGUAGAAACCAAUCAGACUGUCAGGAUACGAAUGUAUCAUGUCAUCAACAAAUUGUGCAUGCAGCAAAAUUAUCGUUUUUUUCGUCGUGAACUCGCUUGUUUUGCAACCAAUUGCGCCCCACGACGACGAUCUAUAUAUGCAUCACAUUUAAAAAAAACUCUUGUUUACUCUCAUAGGCGUGUAUAUAUCGCCUUCCAGCAAUUUCGAUACUAAGAUUAGCGGAUAUCUCGAGUGUUUGUCCCGCCCCAUGGAUCAUCAUAGGAGAUUUCAAUGCACACCAUCCAGCAUGGGGAAGUAGAAAGACAAAUGCAAGAGGACUAAGAUUAGCAAGCAUCGCCUACAACUAUGGCCUUACUCUCUUGAACGAUGGUAACCCCAUCUUUCUUCGAGGCGUGACAUACGGCAGCUGCCUCGACCUUGCUUUCAUCUCUCUCUAGCCAGAUGUAUGAAGUGGUUUCCAGAUAUUGAGACACAUGGGAGUGACCACAUUCCCACCUAUCUGAACAUCAAAGGCUUGUCGUCUAGAUCUGGCCCACGGAAUACCAUUCGGACAAUUCAAUGGGCCAGCUUCAAAUCUGAUAUGGAAGAUGCCUGCCGCGAGGGCCUACCCUCUGGGUUAGAGCAAACAAUUAAAAAUACGAUGCAAAGCGCCACUCGCAUGCUGACGAUCUGUUACAUGCGAAACGACUUAGACAUAGAAUUAGAGCGACUUCGAGCACUUCGUCGCCGCGUGGAACGUCGAUAUCGGCGUACAAAAUCAAUCCAUAACCUUAGGGCAGCCAGGAGGAUUCAAAAGAAGAUUCAGCGUCGAAUGGAUAGAUUAGCGUCGGAAUGUUGGGCAACGUUUUGCCAGACACUCGACCCCCGCAAGCCACUGUCUCACAUUUGGAAAACGGUGCAAGGUCUGCGUUGCCUUCCGUAACAGCGUUUUCCAUUCAAGGCGCUCGCACUUUACCAAGGGCGGCAAGACAUCGAUGUCGCAGAAGACUUUUGUGCGCAGAUGGCAGACCAAGCGGCACGUCCAGAUCCUGCAGCCCGAGAUGACGUCCCCCAUUCCCGUGAUUGCCGCAUGGACCUUCCUUUUACAAUGGAGGAGCCCGAGGCGGCACUAGCUCACUGCAGGCGCUCAUCAUCUCCGGGUCCAGAUGGUAUAUCCUACCGAGCCUUGUGCUAUCUCGGAGAAUCCGCACGCAUAGCAUUGAGUCUUUACAUCUCAUGGCAAGAGGGAAAUGUUCCUGACGAAUGGAAAGUCAGCCGCCUGGUGCCAAUCUUGAAGCAGGGCAAAUCCCCGCUAGAGCUCACCUCUUACCGCCCAAUAGCGUUGGCCAGCUGUGUAGGAAAGAUAAUGGAACGGAUGAUCCUUGACCGCCUGGAAUGGUACCUUGAAUACAAGAUUUAUCCGAAUUCUAUAGCUGGUUUGCGACGUGACCGCUCUUCCAUCGGCAAUGUAGUUGAUCUCGUUUCAUAUGUCCAGCACGAAAGGUCCCGAAAACGUUUAUCUGCAACUUUAUUUUUAGAUGUGCAAGGGGCAUACGAUAACGUAUUACAUCAGGCCAUGCUCGACGCUCUUGUGACGGUUGGCCUAGUUGGUCGAGUAUUUUUGUGGAUUGCAAGUUACUUAUCUGCAAGAUCAUGUGUUAACUGACGAUGGCCCAACGUCUCGACGCUAUACCAGCAGGGGCGUUCCUCAAGGCGGUGCUCUCAGCCCAACGCUAUUCAACCUCGCUCUUAUUGGGCUUGCUUAAUACUUGCCAACUACCACCAACAUUUCAAUACACGCAGAUAUCUGUGUCUGGACUUUGGCAGUCACACGUCCUCAGAUACGUACACGGCUUCAAAGAGCGGCUACUUUGACAGCGAGCUACUUGUGUGAACAAGGUCUCAGCAUAUCACCAGAAAAAUGCGCCGUAGUGGCAUUUACUCCCAAACCAAUGACGCCUUAUGUCAUCUCAAUCAAUGGGCGGACCAUUUCCUAUGUCGGAGCCCAGAUGUCAUGGCAUAAUUAUCGACCGCGACCUCUGUUGGAGCCCGCACGUGGCUUACAUUGAAACGGCGCCUGACAGCAACUUCCCAGUUUAACUACUUGACGGAAAGACGUGGGGAAUGUCAGUUGACGCAAUGAUGAAACUCUACAGAGCUCUUUCUCGGUUUUUAAGAUAUUGUCUAUACCUGUAGUGAAUAACACCUGCAAGACUUAUUCGUGUUCUGCAGGCAGCACAAGAUCAAGCACUCAGUUUGCCUUGGUUUGCCCAGAUGCACGUCAACAGAGGCUAUUGCGAUUGCUCGGGACCAUCCAAUGGUAACUCGCAUCACGGUGGAAGCCCUGAGAACGUACAUCAGACAUUUUGCACGUGCCCCCUAUCACCACCUUGCAAAACUAGCUUCAGACAGGCACCAAUCAUCCUUCUCUAAAACUAUCGUCAAGUACAAAGACAAACUUCCCUCGGGCUUCACCGCUGCAUCUAAACCAUCGAUACACCCUUGGUGUCUUGUCAGCCCCACAGUCCAUCUCACCGUACCAGGAAUCGGGAAAAAGUCUGAGCUGUCGUUGCCUGUGCUGAAACAACUGUCUCUGCUUCUUCUGCACGAGGUACGCGGACAGUACACAUUUAUGCUGAUGGUUCCACACACAUCCAAUGUUCUUCUGGUGCUGUGGUCGUCCCAGCAAGAGGUAUUACCAUCAGCUUUAGGACUGACAACCCAACAUCAUCUGCGGAACUAACUGCUUUUCGCGCUGCAUUUUGUUUCGUCAAUAGGGAACCAUCUCCACAAUGGUCAAUUUUCAGCGACUCAAAGGCAGCCAUACAAUCUGUGCUAUCAGCCCUGCGUCGCGGGUCAUUCGAACAGCUCAUGCUCGAUAUUAGAUGUCUACUCCAUACAUCACAUGAGAAAGGACAACACGUGACGUUUCAGUGGCUGCCAAGUCACUGCGGCGUCAUAGGAAAUGAAGACGCCGAUAAAGCCGCUCGGACAGCUCUUGAAGACACACAGGAAUAGGCCACACCACUUUCACGGUCCGACGCAGCCAGCAGACUUCGAGUGCUUGCACCGAGAUCACGCUCUCUAUGGUGCACACCAAGCAGCCAAACCAACCGGCGCAAUGGUCAACACGACCUGCCCUCUUUGAUGCAUCUCUGUAUGUCAACUGGGCUCCGCCGAAGUGAGGCCACCCUGCUUUAUCGCUUAUGGCUGGGGGUGGCCUUCACGAAAUCUUAUUCGUUUCGGAUUAGAAUGGCCGACAACGCUCUCUGCUAUGCCUCUGUCUUUGCGAGGGGACGCUGGAACACAUUCUGUGCGACCGUCCUGAAUAUAUUAUUCAGAGACAGUCCCUGGCGUCCGUUCUAGCGCACCUUGAGAAUAGACUAUUGUCAUUGCAACUAUUUUCACAUAUUGCCGACAGAAGACAUCGCAGCUGAAGGUGACAAAGGGAUUACUUCGGUUUAUGAAGGAGACCGGCUUGGACAAGCGGCUGUGACAAUGAUGUCCCGUACCGCGCAAGAGUGACAGACUAAGUAUGUGUGUGCCGUGUUAUGUGCUGUCUAUCUCUUCUCCCCAUCUUUCAUCCCCUCCAUCCCGCUCCCAUGUGUAGGGAAGCAAACCGGUUAAGCUAAACCGGUUAACCUCCCUGCCUUCCUUCUCCACUUUUCCUUCUUUCGUUCUUACCGUCUUUCCAUUGCGGCUAUUCACAAGCAUAUCCAGCGGGCGGUUCUACACAUCUAUUUUCCGGCCGUGUUACGCCUGCAUUUUUCUCGCUGGUAGCUUUCAGCUGGGAGACGCAGAUUCGUUCAGCUCCCUGCACUACUUCUGACAGGUACCAUGUUUACACUCCAAUGGUACUACGGUUGUUUUCUCGUGUGGCGGAUAAGCCCUGUGGCAUUUAAGGUUCCGAACGUCUGCUUUUGAAUUAAGCAGUGUUUUCCUCUGACGGCUAUGGUUACUGUUCUCUGUGCUCCUUGUCUUAAUCCUGUUGCUACACCUUGCCGGCUCCGCAAGUACACACUUUGUGGGCUUUCGAUGAAAUUUGCUGUCGAAUGUAUUUAUUAUGCAGACCUUCGAGGUUAGGUUUAUGUUUCGGAAAACUUCGCCACACAGUUUCCAAAACGCUUUUGUAUGUCGCUCUCCCAGUAAGACGACGUUGAAUUUCUUCCGUUCCUGGUUAUAUUUCUUAGCUGAUUUCAUUUCCUCACCCGUAAUUUAUUUCGUCUACUCGAAGUGCCACAUUUUUCACAAUGCUUUGGUAACUCUACGUAGUCUUCACUUUUGUCGAAGGUUGCCCUCCUAUUCUUCAAUGUUUCCUCCAAGUUUUCUGGUUCCGCCCAUCGGCCCCGCAGAAGUUAGAGGAAUAGGUUCUCCAAUUCCAUCGUGAAUUUGUGUGAACGAUUGUUUUUUAAUGAUACCACCUACUUCCUAUAUUCGGGUAUAUAGUUCCCCAUUAUGCAGUACCCAUCCACCGAUCGCUUUCCGCAGUAGACUUGAAAACUACUGAUGAGCCUCUCACAGAAACCGCCCCCACAAGGUGUUUUGUGGAAGAAAUUUCUACUUUGUGAUAGGUCAUAAAUUGUUCAGUUGUUAUCGACGUGAUGUUGCUGUGACCGCAUUGAAUACCUUAUUCGUUCUCCUGAAAGUCUUGCAUUGUUGCUGAGCACAUUCAUGUUAGAGCUGAGAAACACCGAAAAUGCAGAAAACCGAUGUGAAGCGCCUCGAACGGUUUCGCAAUGUACCUCUUGUCACGGCAAAUGUGAAAGCUGGUACACAGUUUGGCUGUCUCCUUACUUUUUUUGUAGUUGCUCCCAGCGCACCGUUGAAACAUAGACCAGCUAUUUCAGACUGUGGUCUUAGUUACUCACCCUCAAGAGGAAGUUCUUGCUCUUACGACGAUCUGGAAUUGCAUUUUCGCCACACAACGCACUGUCGUAUUUCUUUCACGUAUACGCGACAGUGUACCGCGUACUCCACCGUGAAGAUUGUUCAUAUAUGCGUCGCACUAAUAGUCAACGACCUAUUCCAUUUACACGUGAUCGGAUGCUGCUCGUCUUGUGAUACAGGCCCUACCGAAAGCGCCCUUGAAGUAUCAUUGGGUCUUUAUCUUAAUAUUCCUGGUAUUCGCCUACUGUCUGCACAUUCGCUUGCUUGCUGAAUUUCUGCAAUUUUUCAAUAUACACACUUUGUUCUAGCCAAAUCAGACAGGUUUCGUCGGUAUUUAUUUUUUCUGCUUUUAGUGGACCGUAGAACUUGUCAUGUAUUAUUCACGGAACGAAAGAUUCACGUUGUUCCUCUCCAAAUAUUCAAGUAACUGCCGAACUUGUCAACUUCAGUGCCUGGUCUUGAGAUCCUUUUCGACGUAUAUCUGACACGAGAAUCAUCUCCUUUCUUUUCAUUAUCCGGCGUUUUGUAACGGCUAUUUUGCCUGCAGCAACUGGGAUCUCUUCUACAAAAUUGUUCACUACGACAUCUUUUCUGCGUUCACUCCUGGUUAUACCUGCUCGAAUCUUCACUUCUAUUGACUUAUCCCUAUUGUUCUACUGAGUAAGUCUUUUUUUUCUUCUGUGUUCAACGGGUGCUUUAUGCAUUUUCUUUCUCCAAUGCAGCGCAAUUGUACAAGUGGUCUAAUACUUUACUGUUGCUCGCAAGUUCUAAUUUGCGAGACUGACGACGGUGUUCAUUAGAGCUACUUUUCUUUGCCAGGACCAGCAGUGUCUCCACUCUGAUAUAACAGUACCAUGAAUGCUGCACUUGAAUACACCACCGCGCUUGCAUCCGAUAAGUGUCGAUGCUUACGUUCCAUUUUCUUGUUGUCGAUGCGCUCUUGAGGCAUUCAGUCCUUUAUCUUCCUCGGUAUAUUUCUCCAUAGAUCAAUUACGUUCGUCUGGGAGAAGGUUGUCCCAAGAUUCCCGUUUUUCCCGUCAUUGAAUACCGAUAUUAGCUGUUACAGUGCAGGACGUUAGAAAUUCCAACCAACCGAAUAUUUUUGCCCUGGCUUCGUUGCCCUUCGUUGGCAUUUCACUCGAGUCUUCGUAUCGAUAUGAUAGCAGCAUACCGUCGGCCAUGUGCCAGUUCAUUCCUAGAAUACUGGUCUGGCUUGAUCACGUAAGAACGGCACCUUGAUGCGCAUUUGCAUUCUCAUUUCUUCACCGUUUGAUGUCCCUUUGCAAAUCAUUGCAGCACGGCGAAUUUUUUCUUGCUUCUGCCUUCACGGCUUCCGCCUGGUUUCUUAUGAUCCAAGCAUAACUUGAUCAUCGCAAACUUAUUUACGUUUGCUGUCAUUGCAAGAAUUUCUUCCAAAACUCCUUAACAAUGUUGCUACAUCUGCAUUCAAAUUUCCUCCUGGCUGAAGAUAAUAAUUCAGAACAUUCCUGAUCUUAAUCACGAGGCGUCAAAUACUACGCCUAAUUUUCUUGCUAGUAGGUCUUUUCGAAUUGCUUCAUAGCGCGAUAUGGUAGUUAUUGUUCAGAUUCUUCCGAGCACGCUCGCUUUUCCAUUCCAAGCGUGAAACAUCUCGCAUUGAACAGCCGUAUUUUUAUCUCGGUACUGAAUUCGUCUGUCUUCGAGAUCGUCUUCCGAUUGCCACUUCGUCGAUUUCCACGUUAACUUGCUCUAUCCUUCUGAACAGUCCUUGUGACUACAUAGUCCACUUCAUGCAUCGUUUCUUUCUGAGGAGCUAAGCCAGUAUAUUCCACCAUCAAAAAGGUGAAAAUGGAAGUCACCAAUUUCUGUGGCGUCAAGAACCAUGGCGAGUUUAGCGUUUCGCAGCUCUACACCACAUGGGUCAGGCACGAUCCAGUCGGGCAUUUUCGAUUUUCCAUUGUAUCUUCGUUUCGUCUUUCUACUGGGCUUCCCUCCUGAUCUCCACUACUGGUUCUACAAUCCUGUUUUCAACUGCGGUCCUCAAGCGCACCCAGCGUGACCCUGCACUACACUACGGUCUGCGCUCCAAAAUAUUACUUUGGCUACGAGCAUCACCUGUUCCAGCAGCGACCACUACUGCUUCUACAUUCCCUUGCCAGUGGCGUCCUGCUGGUAGACUGGACGUGUCUCCUCGCCCUGCACUACUAAUGGUUAUGCAAUCCUGUUUCCAACCGCGGCCCCAAAGCGUAUCCAGCGUGCCCCUGCACUACUCUAUGGUCUGCGCUCCAAAAGAUUACUUCGGCCACGAGCAUCACCUGUUACAGGAGCGGCUCAUACUGCUUCUACAUUCUCUCGCCGGUGGCGUCCCUCGGGCAGACUGGACUUGUUUCCUCGCCCUGCACUAUACUGGUUCUGCAAUCCUGUUUUAAACUUCAGUCCUCAAGCGUACCCAGCGUGCCCCUGCACUACUCUACGGUGUGCGCUCCAAAAGAUUACUUCGGCCACGAGCAUCACCUGUUACAGGAGCGGCUCAUACUGCUUCUACAUUCUCUCGCCGGUGGCGUCCCUCGGGCAGACUGGACUUGUCUCCUCGCCCUGCACUAUACUGGUUCUGCAAUGCUGUUUUAAACUUCAGUCCUCAAGCGUACCCAGCGUGCCCCUGCACUACUCUACGGUGUGCGCUCCAAAAGAUUACUUCGGCCACGAGCAUCACCUGUUCCAGGAGCGACUACUACUGCUUCUACAUUCCCUCGUUAGUGGCGGCCGUGUUGGAAGACUGGCUGUCUCAUCGCCCUGCACUACUACUGGUUCUGCACUCCAGUUUUCGAUUGCGGUGGGUAUCUAGCACGCUUCUGCACAUUGACUGUACGGACUGUGCCUGAAAAGACUACUUCGGCCACGAGCAUUACCUGUUCCAGGAGCUACCACUACUGCUUCUACAUUCCCUCGCCAGUGGCGUCCUGCUGGUAGACUGGACUUGUCUCCUCGCCUUGCACUACUGCUGGUUCUGCAUUCCCGUUUUCAACUGUGGUCCUCAAGCUUACCCAGCGUGCCCCUGCACUACUCUACGGUCAGCGCUACAAAAGAUUACUUCGGCCACGAGCGUCACCUGUUACAUGAGCGACCACUACUGCUUCUACAUUGGCUCGCCAGUGGCGUCCUGCUGGUAGAGUGGACUUGUCUCCUCGCCCUGCACUACUACUGGUUCUGCGUUCCUGUUUUCAGCUGCGGUCCUCAAGCUUACCCAGCGUGCCCCUGCACUACUCUACGGUCAGCGCUACAAAAGAUUACUUCGGCCACGAGCGUCACCUGUUACAUGAGCGACCACUACUGCUUCUACAUACCCUUGCCAGUGGCGUCCUGCUGGUAGAGUGGACUGGUUUCCUCGCCCUGCACUACUACUGGUGCUGCACGCCCAUUUUCGACUGCGGUGGGUACUUGGCAGACUCUCCGUUCUGCACUCAUAAAGAGCACCAGUAUCAGCCGUUCCAUGAGCGACUGCUAUUGCUUCUACGUUUUCUCGCGGACGGCGUCUUGCUGGCAGAAUGGACUUAGCCUGGCGCCCUUGCACUUAUUUCUGGUUCCCAGUGUUGGCUGUCGCUUGUGGCGCAAGAGAAAUGUUCCAGCACGCUCAUUUACAAGAACGUCCCUGGCCUUUCCUCACGAGCAACCAUCUUCAGCAAGGUCGUCCUGCCGCGUCCUCGAUACAACAGGCUUCCUCAUUCUCGUGAACGUGUCGCACGUCUGUCAUGGUGGUGUCCUGCCCUGUGUGGACGGCGUUUUCAGGCUCUGAAGGACUGCGUUUCGUCACCGUCCCGCGACCGUCCAUCAGAUGUGCUCCUGCAGUUCUGUUGCCCUUUGCACAGGCGUAUUUAUGAAGUUGAGCGUAGGAAGCUUUCUGCUUUGGAAGAGGGGUACGUUGCUCUGCGACUGGACGGCGCUUCUAGGAAUCGGGUUGAUACGAAGCAGAACAAUAAGAAAAAGGUCUGGUUAAGUGGACACCACACAGUCCUUAAUAAGGGAUGUCAAUGUUUUCGUGAGCCGAUCUGUAAAUUUUUGGUGGCGAGAGUAAUGGACAUUCAUUGACAUUGUGCACUUUUAUAGUAGCGUGUGUGUGUGUGUGUGUGUGUGUGUGUGUGUGUGUGUGUGUGUGUGUGUGUGUGUGUGUGUGUGUGUGUGUGUGUGUGUGUGUGUGUGUGUGUGUGUGUGUGU
Messenger RNA from Dermacentor albipictus, 12789 nucleotides. Lineage: Eukaryota; Metazoa; Arthropoda; Arachnida; Ixodida; Ixodidae. The record is from RefSeq and is a predicted model, not a curated record.